ACUCAGUCAAGUUAGGUGUCUUUCUUCUAGGGUUUUAAGGUUUCGGCACAGUGUCACGAAUCUUUCUCUCUCUCUUCUUCAAUAGACACAUAGCAAUCAUGGCUACCGAAGAGAAAGAGGUCCUCGCCGCCAAAUUGGAAGAACAGAAGAUCGAUCUUGAUAAGCCUGAAGUUGAGGACGACGAUGACAACGAUGAGGAUGACUCAGACGACGAUAAAGAUGAUGAUGAUGCGGAGGGGCAAGAUGGAGAGGGAGGAGGAAAGUCAAAACAAAGCAGAAGUGAGAAGAAGAGCCGCAAAGCCAUGCUCAAGCUCGGUAUGAAACCCAUCACCGGUGUCAGCCGUGUCACCGUCAAAAAGAGCAAGAACAUCAUGUUCGUCAUAUCAAAACCUGAUGUCUUCAAGAGCCCAGCAUCAGACACAUACGUAAUCUUCGGAGAGGCCAAGAUCGAAGACCUGAGCUCUCAGAUGCAGUCGCAAGCUGCGGAGCAGUUCAAGGCGCCGGAUCUCAGCAACGUGAUCAAGGGCGAAUCGUCGUCGUCCAGCGCUGCUGCGGUGGUGCAGGAUGACGAUGAUGAGGAAGUCGACGAGGAAGGUGUUGAGCCAAAGGAUAUUGAGUUGGUGAUGACACAAGCAGGUGUGCCCAGGCCAAGGGCCGUGAAGGCUCUCAAGGCUGCUGAUGGAGAUAUCGUCUCUGCCAUCAUGGAGCUUACCACCUAAAACCAAAAACCUUUUCCAACUUUAGAUGUGGUUUUAACUUGAGUUAUAUGUGUCCCAGAGAUUUUCAAGUUUUUGUUUCUAUCUUGAAGUGAUUUUCAAUGUUGUAUCAGUAUUACAGUUUGGUUUGUUAUUCAAUUAUCAAGCGUCAGUGGUGAGUUUCAGACAA
Messenger RNA from Raphanus sativus (radish), 885 nucleotides. RefSeq names its product nascent polypeptide-associated complex subunit alpha-like protein 1. Gene Ontology annotation, biological process: protein targeting to membrane. Gene Ontology annotation, cellular component: nascent polypeptide-associated complex; cytoplasm. The record is from RefSeq and is a predicted model, not a curated record. Bases 99 to 719 code for a protein of 206 amino acids. The transcript has 4 exons. Lineage: Eukaryota; Viridiplantae; Streptophyta; Magnoliopsida; Brassicales; Brassicaceae.